GGAGAACCUCAAGAAAACCACAAUAAUCCGAGGUCUGGCUUGAUCGAACAAGCUGCUCCGAUUCUUGACUAUAUCUGGUAUCCUUCUGCGUCCCCACGCAACCCUGCUUCGUAUUGUUUUGUUGCCUCGGUUCGAGAAUGUCCCGUAAAACUAAUCGACGCUAGUGAUGGUAGGCUCCGAGCAUCGUACAAGGUUGUAGAUCAUCGUGAGAGACAGAUUGCACCACACAGUCUUGCUUUCAAUCUUUAUGCAAACAAGCAGCUAUCUGCUGAUUGGCGGAAUUCUUCUAGACUCUACUGUGGGUUCGAAGAUGCUAUUGAGGUCUUCGACGUGGUUUCCCCAGGAGAAGGCUCUCGCCUGCAUACCACCCCUUCUAAAAAAUCCAAAGACGGAUUGAAAGGGAUAAUAUCCUCUCUUGCAUUUGCUCCCAGCUAUGGCUCCGAUACCUACUUCGCUGCGGGAUCGCUCACUCCGUCUAGCUCCUACACCUCCAACAUCGCCCUCUUUACGGAGGAUAGCAAUGGCACUCCUAUAGGAUACCCGGGCGUUGACAGCGCUGGCGGCGGCGUGCGAGCCGCUGUGACUCAGCUGCAAUUUAACGCUACGAGCCCCCAUAUACUGUACGCCUCUUUCCGCCGGCACUGCUGCAUCUACAGUUGGGAUCUCCGCGGAGACAUUAGUACACCGCUGAAAGUAUUUCGCUACGGAGAUGCUAAGGGUGCGACACGCGCACGCGACGAAAUGACCAAUCAGAAGCUACGGUUCGACAGUGACUUGAGCGGCCGGUGGUUGUCUAGCGGAGAUCAAAAUGGAGACGUAUCUGUGUUCGAUGUCAACGACGAUUCCGCGGAAUCGAGUGCGACUGGUCCACCAGAAGCCAAGCCGACGCUACGGUUUCAUGCGCAUGAUGGUACGUUAUACCGGUCCAACGUACCUCCAAUUCCAGUUCUCAGUAUUCUCAGAUGCUGUCGGGUCCGUGGGGUUCCACCCUACGCAGCCACUACUGCUAUCGGUUUCAGGAUCAAGGCACUUCCAUCACGACGCGGAAUCUCGCUAUGUCGACGUUGCCAUGGAGGGAUCCUCGUCUGA
This is a messenger RNA of Gloeophyllum trabeum ATCC 11539, 1089 nucleotides long. RefSeq lists its product as uncharacterized. The annotation marks the transcript as partial. Gene Ontology annotation, molecular function: protein binding. Lineage: Eukaryota; Fungi; Basidiomycota; Agaricomycetes; Gloeophyllales; Gloeophyllaceae. The transcript is spliced from 6 exons. The record is from RefSeq and is a predicted model, not a curated record.